Messenger RNA from Aegilops tauschii subsp. strangulata, 2259 nucleotides. RefSeq lists its product as uncharacterized. The record is from RefSeq and is a predicted model, not a curated record. NCBI's taxonomy places the organism in Eukaryota, Viridiplantae, Streptophyta, Magnoliopsida, Poales, Poaceae.
GGAUGAAGGGUUGCUCUCCAGCAGCCGAUGAGGAAAGGGCGUCGAUGGUGCCUCUGCCUUCUCCAGCUGGGGAUGAGAUCGUCGACAAAGAUCUGGCGGCGAUGCACACCAAGCCGUGCUGGACGACGACGGCAAGGGGCCGCGUUGGAGUGGCCAUGGCCAUCUUUGUGCUUCUUGCUUUGCUAUUGGGGACCAAAUGGAUCCAACUCGACGCAGCUUACUACACGUUCUCGCCGGCGGGCACUGGGUUCAGUCAGCACGGACGCGGCCACUCAUCGACAGCGCCGCUGAUACCCAUACCAUUGAGCUGCAGCAACGACACCGACACGUCGUCGUCGACAACGGCACCGUCCUCAUCAUCUAGCAAACGGCGGUACUAUCCCGGCGUGCGGCCGCCUUGGUGCCCGGACUACUUCCGCCACAUCCACACGGACAUGGAGCCGUGGCGCGCGACGGGGAUCACGCGGGACGCGGUGGAGCGCGCCCAGCCCCACGCCCAGUUCCGGCUGGUGGUGGUGGGCGGGCGCGCCUACGUGGAGAAGUACCGCGAGUCGUUCCAGACCCGGGACGUCUUCACGCAGUGGGGCAUCCUGCAGCUGCUCGCCCGCUACCCGGGCCGCGUCCCGGACGUCGACAUCAUGUUCAGCACCUUGGACUCGCCCAGGGUGCUCGCCGCCGACUACCCUUCGCCGUCCGCCGCGCCGCCGCUCUUCCGGUACUGCAAGGAGGAGUCGCGGGAGCUGGCCGUCCUCUUCCCCGACUGGUCCUUCUGGGGCUGGCCGGAGGUGAACGUCCGCCCGUGGGCGCCGCUCAUGGAGGAGCUCGUCCGGGAGAACGCGCGCCUCCCGUGGCCCGAGAGGGAGCCCUACGCGUUCUGGAAGGGCAACCGCGACGUGUCGGAGGUGCGACAGGACCUGUUCCGGUGCAACAACGACUCCGCCGCCGGCAAGGAGUGGAACGCGCGGCUGUUCAAGCAGGACUGGGACGCCGCCGGCCGGAACGGGUUCCGGGACUCGGACGUGGCGAAGCAGUGCCGGCACAGGUACAAGAUCUACGUGCAGGGGCACACGUGGUCGGUCAGCGAGAAGUACAUCCUCGCGUGCGACUCGCCGAUGCUCGCCAUUGACACGCCCUUCAGGGACUUCUUCUCGCGGGGGCUCGUCGCCGGCAAGCACUACUGGCCCAUCGACCCGGCCAACAAGUGCCGUGCCGUCAAGUUCGCCGUCGACUGGGGCAACGCCCACCCGGCGCAGGCGCGGCGCAUGGGCGGGGAAGGUAGCGGGUUCACGAGGGAGGAGAUGGGCAUGGACUACGUGUAUGAGUACAUGCUGAGCGUGUUGACGCGGUACAGCGCCCUGCUCCGGUACAAGCCCGCCGUGCCGGAGAAGGCCGUGGAGGUCAGCCUCGAGUCCAUGGCCUGCCCCAGGCGCGGCCGCGAGAGAGAGUUCAUGAUGGAGUCCAGGGAGAAAUACGUGGCCGUGGACGAGCCAUGCACGAUGCCGCCGCCGUUCACGGUCGACGAAGUCAGGGAAAUGGCCGUGAGGGACGAGCAGGUGCGAAGCAAACUACUACAGAUGGUGCCACAUUAGCUAUGCGCGCCUCCUCAUGCUAAGCCUCUACCGUGGUGCGAGACGGGGAGAUUCAAGAAGAAGAUAAAAUAUGACAUGUAGGCAAAAUCUUCGCUUGGCUUACAGUGCAAUAUCGUUUGUGGACUUCGGACUGGAGGGCAAGGAAUGGGCUAUAAGACGAUCCUUCACCUUGUUACACAUGCUUGCAGGAGGAAGAUAACAUGGACCAUAUCCUUACCCAAUGCCCGUACGCUCAAGAAGUUUGGCUGCUUCGAGGCCUUGCACAUCAACAUUCUACCGCCCACUCAGACAGAGUCUUUCACAGAAUGGUGGCUCGGCAAGAGAAGAAACUUCACAGACAGAAUUAAGCGUGGUUUCGAUUCCUACAUGAUUGCGACUGCUUGGUCGUUGUGGAAGCAACGGAACGCCUGGGUGUUUCAUAGAUUGCACGAACACAGGUCACCACCGCAGUUGGCUGACCAGGUGUUGCUCGAGGUGAAGGAUUGAAGGAUAGCUGGCUUUGGUGUAGGAGGUUUAGAUCCUUUUGUGAGAGAGUGACUUAGUGCGCUCUUGUUGGUGUGGGUGUGGGGUCCCUACCAACCAGAUGUUCGCAUCUCGGCUUGGUAUCUUGUAAAUAUUUCUUUCCGCCUUCUAUAAAAAUAUGGUACGCCAUUGGCGUACCCUCGAAAAA